Molecule: messenger RNA, 929 nt
Organism: Astyanax mexicanus (Mexican tetra)
Lineage: Eukaryota; Metazoa; Chordata; Actinopteri; Characiformes; Acestrorhamphidae
Product: protein CEBPZOS
Exons: 4
Coding region: 94-336 (80 amino acids)
Source: RefSeq, a predicted model, not a curated record
UAAAAGCCUUAAAAAUCUCGUUGCGAAUGUAUUGUGGUCACGCUGAGGCUCCGUAGGUGAUGUUCCUGUGAGACGGUGUGUAGCGGUGUGAAGAUGGCCCCCAAAUCCAUGGAAUCAACAGCCAGGAAAAUUUUCAAAGGAGUUAUUUUUCUGGAGGUUGCUGGUGUGUUUGCAGCCUAUGGGCUAUUUCUUAAAAUGAACUCAAGUCGAGAUUUCAGAGGUACAAUGAACAAAUACCUUCCAUCCGUUCUUGAAGUUUUUUACAAGGCCAACGAGUGGUCUGGAGUAUAUGGCAUUCGGGAAGCAGAUCAGGACGCGUGGUCUAAGCAAGAUUAAAUACACAAACACAUGAGGACAGCUGACUUUUCAUUUCUUUUUUCCAACAGUUCUUUUGCCUGUUUUGGGCUUUCCAAAUGUUUUCCUCUUAUUGAACAUCGCCUUUUUUCUCCGGAUUGUUUUAACAUCGCGUCCUUGAAUCCAGUCAUCACGCUUGGAUUCCCAUUUCAGCUGCUUGACACCUGAAUGAGGGGAAAAUUGGGGGAGAAUGAGUGGGCUGAGUCAGAUAUUGUGGACACUGACUAGUAUCAGUCACCCUAUUUUAAUAACCAAUAUAUUGUAUCACUACUGACAAAAUAACAAAAAAAAUUUUGAUUAGUGAUUUCUUGGUAAUUGAACUGUUUCUUAAGUACAUAUUUAAUCAAAAACACAUUUAAAAACCAUCACCAUCCAGUCAGUUGAUCAGUACAGUAAAAAAACUAUUGAAUAAGUACAGCAGCAAAUAAUGAGCAUAACAAAUGGUUGAUCACUAUAAUAAUUAUUAUAUGCUAACCAGACCUGGACAUUUGUCAGCAUUACAGAACUGUGUGUGAUUCUUUUUGAAGGAACUUGGCUAGCAUCUAGCCAUUUGAAUAAAUAAUUUAAAUCCGUGA